Molecule: messenger RNA, 509 nt
Organism: Scaptodrosophila lebanonensis
Lineage: Eukaryota; Metazoa; Arthropoda; Insecta; Diptera; Drosophilidae
Exons: 2
Coding region: 150-509 (119 amino acids)
Source: RefSeq, a predicted model, not a curated record
AAUGUGGCUAAUAGAAAUAAGUGCAAGUGUAUAAAAGGCACUGCCAGACACGCUGGUGGCAUCAGUUUCAAAUCUUCAACAUAGUCGCGUCACGUGUCGGCAGCAUAACAGGCGAUUAAGUACAUACCUCCCGCUAUCUCUCUCACAUCAUGUUAAAAGUGAUACUGCCGCUGCUCUCACUUUGUGCGCUGGCCAUGGCACGUCCUGGUUUUCUGCACGGACAUCAUCACCACUAUCCGGAUUACCCAUUCUUCCCGCACCACCACCACGAACCGCUGCAUGUGGCCAAGAUCGUGCAUGUGCCCGCGGCCAUUUCACAUCAGAGCUCCACGGUGGUGCACAGCGUGCCACAUCACAUUAUUAAGCCGCUGGUGGUGCCAGUGGUCAAGACUGUGGUGCAUCCCAUCAUCAAGACGUACCAUCCGGCGCCAAUUAUCAAGGCAUACCAUCCGUUCGAUCCGUUCCAUCAUCAUCACCACGACUUCCACGAUUUCCAUCACUUCCAUUGA